Molecule: messenger RNA, 1501 nt
Organism: Sphaeramia orbicularis (orbiculate cardinalfish)
Lineage: Eukaryota; Metazoa; Chordata; Actinopteri; Kurtiformes; Apogonidae
Product: claudin-4-like
Exons: 1
Coding region: 500-1462 (320 amino acids)
Cellular component (GO): bicellular tight junction; membrane
Molecular function (GO): structural molecule activity
Source: RefSeq, a predicted model, not a curated record
UUGUCCCUAUAGAGUAGGUGUGGUGCAGUCACACCUGACCAGUAGCACACAGGCAGCCGCUCAAGUGACAGAAAAGAAAGAACACUCCACAGCAGACAAAAAAAGAGAGAAGGGAAAGAGAGAGGGGGGAGGAGAAGACAGGAGGAUAGGACGGCAUUUGGGGAUACAAAGAGGGAGGGACAGAAACAGAGGAAAAAACGACUGUAAACAAAUGAGGCCAUACUGAGGCACACCUGGAGGCUGAACAGACAGGACUCUGCUUCUAUUCUGUUGUAGGAAAAGACAACCAACAACUACUACUGAGGCAGAAAUGGAAGUGUAUGAAAAAGGAAACUCUGCUAACUGACAAGAGGGAUAGACAACCAGAACCGGCUGAAAGAUACAUAAAAGUGUUGCAACCAGAAAGACCGGGUGUGAGGACCAAAAGAACACAUUAGAGCAAUUUUUUAAGGAGUGUGAAGAUUUUUUCAACAGCUUCGAGGCUCUCUACAGCGUCACCAUGGCCUCUCUUGGGAUGCAGAUGCUGGCCAGUGCCCUGUGUCUCCUUGGUUGGGCAGGGGUCAUCAUCAGCUGUAUACUGCCCAUGUGGCGGGUCACAGCCUUCGUGGGAAGCACCAUCGUCACCUCUCAGACCAUCUGGGAGGGCAUCUGGAUGACCUGUGUGGUUCAGAGCACGGGGCAGAUCCAGUGUAAACCCUACGAGUCAUUACUUGCUCUCAGCGCGGACCUCCAGGCUGCACGUGCCCUUACUGUCCUCGCCAUCACCACAGGAAGUGCGGGCCUCAUUCUGGCCUUCGUAGGGGGGAAGUGCACCCGGUUCUUGGAUGAAGAAGCACCUGGAGUUAAGGGUAAGGUGGCUGUAGCGGCCGGGGCGGUGCUGAUCGCCACAGGCCUGCUGUGUUUGAUCCCAACAUCGUGGGCAGCCGGAGCAGUGGUGAGGAAGUUCUACAGCGCCUCCAUAGAUGCUCAGCGGAGGGAGAUCGGCGCUUGUCUCUACAUCGGCUGGGGAGCAUCAAUCCUGCUGAUUCUGGGAGGGGGGUUGUUCAUCAGCUCGACGUGCCCCCUCAAAGCCCACGACACAGACAAGAGCCCCUCUGUCAGGUAUCUGGUGGUCCGCUCCUCUAACGGGUCCAGCAGGAUCCCAUCAACUCGGUCUCAGCCGGUGGGACCUGUGAUGACCCGGUCUCAGAGCUACGGGGGCGCAUCCACUGGGAUUCCGAUGCACACGAGGCCUUCGUGGGAAAACACACCUGAGAGGGGACUGAGGCAGGACUCUGAACGAUCAUGGGCACCAUCUACAAAGUCUCAAAUGCAAAGACCGGGUUCUACAAAAUCAGAGCAAAGUGAGGCACUGUCUACAAAGUCUCAGCUGAAAAAAGCAGAAAUGGAAGAGGAGUCAUCAGACUUGGUUAAGAGUGACAAUGAAGACACAUCAUCAAAUCCUGCAAAAACAUACCUAUAGUACCGUAAAACAGUAUACAUGUUUGUUUUGUUUUCUUUU